Messenger RNA from Schistosoma rodhaini, 327 nucleotides. NCBI's taxonomy places the organism in Eukaryota, Metazoa, Platyhelminthes, Trematoda, Strigeidida, Schistosomatidae. The record is from the annotation of a GenBank genome assembly.
AUGAAUCAAUAUCUAAAUAUUACUGCUUUUCAUUUAUGUUUAAAUAAUCACUUAGUAACAAAAUUACCAUAUAUACAUCUACAUAUAUAUAAUAAAUAUAUGAAUCUCAAGAUGCAAAUACUUUCAAUGACAAUGUUUACAUUCAUCAUCGUUUGUGUAUUAAUUACAAAGAAUCUAUUUAUAAAUGGACAAUUAGCUGAAUAUUAUAUGAAUGAUGAAAUACCUGAAGUGAAUAAUUAUGAUAAUAUCUAUCCAAGAUUUAUUCAUCAUCAUCAUAGAUCACAAUAUAAACGUGGUGGAAUGUAUGGUGGUCUAUUAGGAAAAUGA